Messenger RNA from Rhinichthys klamathensis goyatoka, 2013 nucleotides. It is a transcript of the gene adad2, whose product is annotated as adenosine deaminase domain containing 2. The transcript has 8 exons. The coding region runs from base 3 to 1553 and encodes 516 amino acids. Lineage: Eukaryota; Metazoa; Chordata; Actinopteri; Cypriniformes; Leuciscidae. Gene Ontology annotation, cellular component: cytoplasm; nucleolus. Gene Ontology annotation, molecular function: tRNA-specific adenosine deaminase activity; double-stranded RNA adenosine deaminase activity; double-stranded RNA binding. The record is from RefSeq and is a predicted model, not a curated record. Gene Ontology annotation, biological process: RNA processing; adenosine to inosine editing.
UAAUGUCAAACCACGGUGUGAAUGCAGAGGGGAAACGGCUUCCUCGAAUGGCUGCCACUCUAAUGAUGCGCUUUGCUCCUGAGAGGGAGCCCACCUUUGGGGUCCAUAGGGCCAGUCUCAAGCCUCUUGGCCCUAACAGUGAGAUUAAAGAUACUCCAUCACCUGCAAAAGAGAGUCAACCCUCCAACCCAGAGUUACAGCACUUUGUUGAUAUAGAGGAACCCACUGCUGUAGACCACCUUACCCUAGAAGUCCCAUCAUUGGAGUCUUCGCCGCAAGUGGAGGACCUGGCCUCUGGGCCAGAGUCCCCUUCUGCAUGGAGCCUGAGUAGUAUUAUAGGAGGUGAAACAACCCUUGAAGACCUGGAAGACAACACAGAUGGCACUCUCAGGAGGGGCCAGAGAACUGGAGUAAAGUUCACAGACUGGCACAAGCGCCGCGUAACAGCUGUGUGUACUGAACGUUUUGGCAAGCUGCUCAGAGAAUGUCCUGAGUAUCCCAGGACUAAGAGCUGCUUUGCUGCUUUUGUACUUGAGAGAGAGGUACGUGACACGGAUGCGCAGCACUGUGAGCAAUAUGAAGUGGUAGCUCUGGGAUCAGGUCAGAACUGCUGCAGUGGUUGGCUUUCUUACACAGGAUCUGUCGUCCAUGACUGCCACGCCAUAGUCAUCGCCCGCAGAGCCCUCAAAAGGUACUUGUACAAGCAGCUCCUGCUGUUCUACAGUGCUGAUCCAGAGCUGAAGCAGCGCUCCAUAUUUGAAACUGUUCCAUCUGAACGACUGCUUCAGCUAAAGCCACGCAUGUACCUUCACCUGUACACUAACAAAACCCCCAAAGGAGCAGCUCAGUGCAUAGUUUUAAAGUCUCAAAGCAGUGCUUACACCACUCUGAAGCUGCAGUGCCAUGCUAAAGGCUCUCUCAUCCCUGCUGUCUUCCUGCUUCCAAGCGUGUGGGGUGCACGCAUCUGUUGCAUGUCCGACAGUGCCAAACUCACCCGUUGGACUGUCACUGGAGUGCAGGGGGCACUACUGAGUCAUUUUAUUAACCCAGUUUACAUUACCAGCAUUGUACUUGGUGAUUCCAGACACUGCUCAGAGAAAGUGUCUGAGAUCAUCAACAAACGUCUGGGCACAGGCUGGAAUAAUGCUCUGCCUCCACCAUUCAAACAGACCACCAUCUUCUUCCUGAGUGGAGAGAGUGUGUGGCCUGUUGAGAACACCAACUACUGCAAAGACCUCAGUGUCAACUGGUGUUUGGGAGACUCCAGUAUUGAGAUUCUGGAUAGCACCACUGGCUUUGCAAUCAACAAUUCUCCAUUUGUAAGCGGUCCUGGAUCGUCAAGCAGACUUUGCAAAAGAGCGUUGUACUUCUGCUUCAGAAAAGUCUCAACAGUGGCAGGCCACCAUGACUUUUUGUCAUUCUCCACAUACCGCAAUGCUAAAAUGGCUGCCCAGCUGUAUCAGGAGACCAAGACUCAAGUCAAUGUGCAGUUCUUGGCCAACAAUGCUGGACCGUGGAACUCCAAACACUUGGUUGAUUGCUUCAGUCGCUAAAUGACAGGUUGAACAACCCUUGAAAUUAAUUUAGGUUCCCAGAUGUUCAACAAAUUGCACCCUUUGCAUUUGGUCGUUCAUUGAUGCUUGAAAACAUAUGUUCAUAUGUAAGUUAUUAGUUCAUUAUCAGAUAUCAGAUAGCUAUAAGGCAUAUAAGUGCACUUCUACUGAAAAUAUUUGUGUUCUAAAAAGUGUAGAGAGUACUACCAGCUAUUUUAACUUUGCAGUUAUUUAAUAUUUGUUUUGCUUGUUUUACUUUUUCAAUGUUAUUUAGAUUCUGUGAUUUGGUGUUUUGUUUAUUUGGUAGGAAAGAUGGAAGAGACUUUAAGUUUGACAUACCCACACAGAAAUAUUAUAGUAGUUUAAAAGAACAUUUGUAAGGCUCAGGCCUCCCAUAAUUCAUGUUUAUCCCCAUUCAUAAUUUGUGAUAAAAUAAGCAAUAAAAACAUUGUGAAAAUGA